AUGGUGGCCGAGAAUUACGGUAACGUCCUCGUUGGACAUGGCCCCGUGGCCGUUGCAUGGGCGAUUCCCGGGCUGCGAAUCAUUAGACCAACUCAGUUGAUUCCUGUUGUCAGUGACCCCGAGCGGUUGUUUGGAGAACGGAAUUGGAUUAGACGCCCGCGAGGACAGUUGGGGUAUUUCCAUCCACCAUCACUAGCGUUUAAAUCAUCCGAUUCACACCCAGGCACCGUCUAUAUUUUCCUCGUUUACCUUGGAGGAUGGAGGAUUAAAACAACACCACUGGGAGAUGAAGCCUUCUCAGCCCUAAGUCAGGAUAAUGCACCGGGGGAAUGGAAAAAGUGCAAAGAACGGCCCAGUCUGAACCCUGUUGCCGAAGAAGAAGCUGAGGCACAGAAAGUGCUGAAGCAACUUGACCAAAGUCUCCUGGAAGUGGCCACACUGCAAGUAAGCGGCCAGGAUUCGAAUCCAGAGCUGAAGCAUUUAGCCUCUGGCUACCUUUCCUCUGUCCUCGGGUCAUGGCAUUGCUCUGGGACCUCUUGGGUUGUUUCCACCGGGUAUAGCUGUGGCCCCACUUCCUUGGUUUAUUAUGAGGAACCCCACCAGAAGUGGACAAGUGUGAUCUUUGAAGUCUUGGGGACACAUCCAGAGUGGCACCUGUCACAUCAUGGAAGGGAUUUCUCUCAGUUUCCCUACUAGGGUGCAGGGUGCAUUGCAUUUAUGUCAAGCAGCAGCUUUUUGUUUUCUGUAUUUAUUAUUUAUUUUUGGAGACAGAGUCUCACUCUGUCACCGG
Microcebus murinus (gray mouse lemur) is the source of this 790-nucleotide messenger RNA. Lineage: Eukaryota; Metazoa; Chordata; Mammalia; Primates; Cheirogaleidae. The record is from RefSeq and is a predicted model, not a curated record.